AUGAUGGAAAUUACGCGAGAAUCGAUGUCGUACAGCACAACCCAGCCAGGAGGACGUGCACCACUGGGAGGACGACAGGCCGGAAAUGUCGUCUCACAAGAUCGUAUGUUGAAAAUCGUCACUGAAAUGCGGUCAGGAGCCGGCUCAGGCUUAUCACCAUUUGGCCAAAAUGCGGCCAGUACGAUCCGUGACUCACGUGAGCGAGAAAAGAAGGAAAUGAGUGAUCUGAACGACCGACUUGCAAGUUACAUUGAGAAGGUGCGCUUCCUGGAGGCCCAAAAUCGAAAGCUGGCCACCGACCUGGACCUACUUCGCAGCAAAUGGGGUAAAGACACCCACAAUAUCCGUAACAUGUACGAAGGCGAACUCGCAGACGCUCAAAAGCUCAUCGAAGAGACGAACCGACAACGCAAAGAAUUGGAGCAGCAGAUCAAGAAGAUGCAGGAUGAGCUGGCCGAAAUCAGACGCAAGUAUGAAGAAGCAGUGCGUGGACGUGAGGCCGAUCGUACAAAAAUUGAUGACCUUCUCAUGCACCUUUCCAAUCUUGAGUCAGAAAUUGCACUUCUGAAGCGCCGCAUCGCUCAGCUUGAGGACGAAGUGAAACGUGUCAAGCAGGAGAACCAACGCCUUCUUUCUGAACUGCAACGUGCUCGUACGGAUCUCGACCAGGAAACCCUGAACCGCAUUGACUAUCAGAACCAAGUCCAGACACUUCUUGAAGAGAUCGACUUCCUUCGUCGUGUGCACGAUAACGAAAUAAAGGAGCUGCAGACAUUGGCAUCUCGUGAUACUACACCGGAGAAUCGUGAAUUCUUCAAGAAUGAACUUUCAUCGGCUAUACGUGAUAUUCGUGAGGAGUACGACCAGAUCACCAACGUCCACCGCACUGAUAUGGAAUCGUGGUACCGUUUGAAAGUGCAGGAAAUCCAAACCCAGAGCGCUAGACAGAGCAUGGAACACGGAUACGCGAAAGAAGAGGUGAAGCGUCUCCGCACGCAGUUGAGCGAUCUUCGUGGCAAACUCGCCGAUCUCGAGAGCAGGAAUUCGCUGCUGGAGAAACAGAUCCAAGAGCUCAACUACCAGCUGGAGGACGACCAACGUUCCUACGAAUCAGCCCUCAACGAGCGUGAUGCUCAGAUUCGUAAGAUGCGAGAGGAAUGUCAAGCCCUCAUGGUUGAGCUUCAAAUGCUUCUGGACACUAAACAGACAUUGGAUGCAGAAAUCGCCAUCUAUCGUAAGAUGUUGGAAGGUGAAGAAAAUCGUGCCGGUCUCAAGCAACUCGUCGAGCAGGUCGUCAAGACCCAUGCCAUUUCUCAAGAAAUGGAUACUGAAACGAUGAGAGUUGUGAAGGGCGAGACUGCUUCUCGUCAAUCAUUCCAGCGAUCGGCCAAAGGAAACGUGUCCAUUCAUGAAGCUUCGCCUGAUGGCAAGUUCAUCGUUCUACAGAACACCCAUCGCGCUAAAGAU
Messenger RNA from Ostertagia ostertagi, 1467 nucleotides. The record is from the annotation of a GenBank genome assembly. Lineage: Eukaryota; Metazoa; Nematoda; Chromadorea; Rhabditida; Trichostrongylidae.